GUGACGACGCUUGGGACCGUUUACUUCCAAACAACCUAAUCCCGGGUAUACUUCCAACGCUCUGGCAUAUGACGCCGACGGUUCUAUCACAUAUUACGCAUGCGUCCGAGAUGAUAUACGAGAGUCCUACUGAUCAAUAGCUCGAUUGCUCAGACCUCCGUUGGUUCGUAGGCUCGUAUUAGGAGAGCAAUACUCAGGAUGAGUAGAUCGGGCAAGGCAGCGCAGUAUUUGGCAAGACUGGAAGAUGCAAGAUGUGAUGGUAAAUGGGAUGAUGUGCCAGAAUUAGUACGAAAAAUCCGAAAACAUGCCACCGAUAGGAUAUGCUUAACGACGACUGCCGAGACCGAAUAUGCCAUCAUCAAAGCUUCUCAGAAGCAGCGUCCCGGUUCAAGACCAGCUACCGCCGUCUCUUUGAAAGACUUAGACGUUGCACAAUUGGUACCUAGAUUACUUGGUGCGAUCGAGGCCGAGACAUCAGCUAGCGAAGAUAAAUACCAAGCCCAAGUCUGCGUUGGAUGGCUUCAUUGGACUGUCGGCGACUAUACCGAAGCCUCUGUCCGGUUACCGCAGAAUCUCGAGAACGAAUUAGGUCAAGGUGAUCAACCGAGUAGCGUUUCGGAAUGGACAAGAGUAUGUUCUAUCAAGGCUGCGUACUUGAAGGCAAAUUGUCUUGCACGGAAUAAUGAGAGGAUCGCUGCACUUGCUAUCUUCGAAUCAGCACUAGCUUCGUUAUCGUAUGUAUGGUCGGGCGAGAAGGGUCGCAAGCAGUUGCGUUUUUGGGUCGAGCUCUUUUUGACCGAAUUUUGCAUGUUGCAAUCCCAGGCUCUAGAAAAAGGCGAGAAAACUCUCGAAGAUCCUAACUCAUUGGCACCCUUCCGCUCCUGGGCAAAGUACUGGGAAGUUUCCAAGGCCCAAGGCUCUGCUCUUACUGGCGGUUAUGGUUUUCGCGGGGCCGUACCGAGAAGGAGAGUGUGGAACGAAUAUUAUGCUGCUAUAUCGGGAAUCCUUCAACAAGACUUGCCAUUUCCAACGGGAUUCGUAGAUGUCACUAACGAAGCAUCGGCUUACAAUCAGCUUCGGGCCGAGCUAAAAAAGGUUGAAAUAGCCUACGAAGGAUUGCUUCUACACGAAACCUCUUUCCCACGAGCAGAAGAGCAAAGGCAGGAAAUAGAAGACUUUGUUGCGGCUGUGAUGAAGAACUGGAGUGUCUUGAAUAGUCGUUUUUGGCAUGAACAAGACCUCGGGCCUGGUGGUAAAGAAGGCCUUAGUCGUGGGAUAUUGGAUAUCCUUUACCGAGCCGCCACUAAAACAUAUCAUUCUACGGCAAUAUUGCGAUAUCUAUUUACGGUUCAUCUUUCGGUUGCUGAAUUUGAUCUAGCUUUCCAUGCUUUCGAUUCAUACCUAGAGAUAGUUAAGAAAGGAAAGGCUCGAGUUGACAAGACCGGACAUCCGGAGCCAAGCCUGGAUGACGAUGCGACAGUCUUGGAAAUUAUUUCUCAAGCGAUCACUGCUCUCUGCAAAUAUGGCUUCGGGGACGCUGCCGAAAAAGCUCACAGCCUGGGAGUUGAAUUAGAAGGAAUAUUGCAAAAAUUGCCAGCGCCGCUUCCUAAUUCUCAGGAUAAUAUCACUACACUGGAUGAAGAGGAUGGGAAUGGUGUCAUACUACAUCCAAGAAUAUCAUCCAGGGUCUACGCUUUAUCAUGGCAGGCAAUCGGUAUCUCGCAAGCACAGUGGUCCCGAACAACUUUUGAUUCCCCCGUCCGGACAGAAUCUCAGUCAAAGGCCAUUCGAAGUUUUCAGAAAUCGUUGUCGCCAGAUAAUGGGAACCCUACGGACGUCAGAACUCUGUUCACUCUCGGUCUCUUAUUAGCUGAGCAAAGAGAGCUAGCUGCAGCCAUUGACAUUGUUAAAGCGGCGCUUAUGUCUAAUAAGAAAACCGCGGAACAGGCUGAAUCUGGGUCAUACUGGCGAGAGCGCUCACUGAUACCUUUAUGGCACCUGCUUGCACUCCUUCUAAGCGCUAGACAGGAUUUCAUAAUGGCUGCUAGGGCUUGUGAGGGAGCAUUUGAACAAUUCGAUGAUCCAACCGUUCUGUUCGGCUCACAAAAUCUACAGGGCACAUUCCGCAGCGAACACCUGAACGAGGCCGAGGCUAGGGAUGAAAAGGCCCAGGCAAAGGGGCUCGUCGACGAAAUGGACGAUCUCGAAAAAGAGGGGAUGAUUGAAGUGAAAAUGACCCAGCUUGCUCUUUUAGAACUAUUAGAAGGUCCGGAGGUUGCGGUAAAUGCAAGCCACGAAUUGUUAGUGCUGUAUGCAAGACUUUUUAGCGGCACCCAACCACCCAAAGCGCCCGCCACAACUCAAAAAGCACCAAUGGAAGUUCCCAAGAGCUCAGCCGGUACAAUCAGGACUGUGCGUGGUGGUAUCUUUGGCAGCAAGUCAGAAAAGACCCCUCCUCGCGGCUUAGCCCGAGUUGGCACAGGAGAAAGCGGCAGGGCUACUAUUGUGCCAGAGAGGCCCCAAACCACGCAGACAGCUGUUAGCGUUUCUACUACUGCUACGACAGCCCCCACUAUACAAGUUAAUGGAGAGGCUGGUGAUUCGCGGCGGUCGAGGAGGUCAUCGAGUGUUCGCUCACGACGUAGUGACUCAGGAAGACGAAAUAGUUUAAGAAAACGGGAACCGAGCGCUCAACCAAAACGAACCACUAGUAAUGCAAGCGCAUCGCAUACACCUACGAACGUGGAUGGUGAAGACUUCUACACCCCUGCAGUGGAUGGUACAGCACAGGAACGCGCAGACUUCUUCACGUGGAGUAGCAAAGGCGAGGUGGCUAGGCAACAAUCUUUUUCGAAAGGUCGUGGACUCCUCCGAUUUGAUUCUUCUGCUUCUUCAACAAGAGGAUCUGGAUCUGCUGCCGAGGGCCUCAAUACGCUCUCGGCGCCAAGCUCGCUUCCCGUGGUGCUAUUUGCGAAGGAACAGGUCAAACGACAGAGGCAGACUGUGCUUGUUAAAGUAUGGUUGAUGAUUGCCACAUUCUACCGCCGUGCCAAGAUGUAUAGUGAUGCAAAGGGAGCAAUCGAUGAGGCGGUCAGCUUGGUUGACGGCCUAGAAGGCGAGGUCGCGAAAGACACAAGCGGCUCUGUAACAUUGCGGGAUCCCGGUUGGGGCGGGAAGAAAUCUGUCGAAGAACUUUGGGGUGACGUUCAGAGUGAGCUGGGUUAUCUUGCCCUCGCCGAAAAUGCACAUGACAUAGCAAGGGACCACUUUGAGGAAGCUUUAAUGCACUACCCAGAUCACCCUUCAGCUAUUGUUGGGUUAUCUAACAUUCUUCUUGACGUCUAUAACGAGACGCUUUUGCCACCUGCCGCAAUUCCUAGCAUUACUCUACCUGAUGGGCAAUCAACCAAUAUGAUGCCAGCAAGUUCUAGCCCUCAGAGGCCCCGGGCCAGCUCUAAUAAAACAGGAGACAUCAUAGCACUACCGUCAACACCAUUGGGGCUAGGAGGUAACUCGCUAGAAUCCGAUAAGCCCGGCACCCCUCUACAUGAAACCAACGACCUUUCAGCGGAAGAGCUUCCGCCCCCCUACAAGGCCGUUUCUUUGCCUCUUGUUGAUCGACUCGCUGCCAGGGAUAGAGCUUAUGGAUUGUUGUCUGGUCUUACUAAAUUAGGCACAGGAUGGAAUUACUCAGACGCAUGGUUCGCCUUAGCUAGGGCACACGAAGACAGCGGGCAGCCAGAUAAAGCUAAAGAUGUGCUUUGGUGGUGUGUGGAGCUCGAAGAGGGAAUGGGUGCCCGCGAAUGGAAUUGUGUCAGUGCCAACGGCUACGUGCUAUAGACUACCUAAUCAGCGUCUCAAGCACCCUAAAACGGAUACGAUAAUUCCUCAUCCGAUGGACGGAGCACCCAUAGAUAUGCAGCUCGGAAGACAAAAAAUUGGCGAUUAAUGGGGGAUUUGACGGAUAUACCGGUGCGCAAAAGACUUGCUUCUGUCGCGGACGUCAUUGUUGGCUCACGCCGUAUUUUUCAGCUGUGUUAGGACGAUACCCUUAUCGGGUUCCUCGUUUCUUAAACCAGGAUUGAUACCCUCUUGUGGCGUAUUUUGUUCUUAAAAAGAAAUAUUAAUGAUUUAUAGACUCAAUUCGAAAGGUGAUCCCUGGUUACAACCAUUCACUGCUUAUCAAUGCGAGCCGCGCGAGCUCACCGUACUUAGUCUCUUCUUAUUCAUAAAUCAACGACCCGAACUUCAAUAUGAUUCAAGUACUUCGUGAUUGGCUUGGAGCAACACUGGUGGUUUCGGUGGUCAAUAAAGAAGUGGGAAUUAAUGAACGACAAGCAAAGUUUCAAACUAAAUUGGCAGAUAUUUUCUCCAUCAAGGUUUCUGGAAGAGUCGAAAAUGAUAAAUCUAGG
This is a messenger RNA of Annulohypoxylon maeteangense, 4412 nucleotides long. Its product is annotated as TPR-like protein. NCBI's taxonomy places the organism in Eukaryota, Fungi, Ascomycota, Sordariomycetes, Xylariales, Hypoxylaceae. The transcript is spliced from 4 exons. The record is from RefSeq and is a predicted model, not a curated record. Bases 199 to 3840 code for a protein of 1213 amino acids. Gene Ontology annotation, molecular function: protein binding.